AUGCACGUUGAAGGACAACCGGGCGAUUCCAUCCAUCGCCCGACUGACCCAGAUGGCCUGGUGUUGGAGGCCUGGGCGCAGGGCUUCAUGGUGGGAGCUCUGCUGUUUAUGAUCGCAAUCACCAUUGCCAACAUGAGACGGAAAGCUUUGCUUCAUAAGCUCAUUCUCCUGGAGUUGAUUCUCGGGAUGGGCCAUGGGACAUUCUUGUUUGCCCACGAGCCGGUCUAUGGCUGGUACCUCUCAAUUACGGCGAUCGGGUUGAACAUGUCUUGGAGUCUGCACAAUGUGAUUGCAUGGAUGAAGAAUAAGCCGUUUCUGACCUACCGGGUCUCGAUGUUUUAUAUCGGCACCGUCAUUCUGGCCCAGAUCUACUGGGUUAUCGAAAUAUAUGCGAACUUCGCUUUUUUCAACAAUAUCAACAUGCUCUUCUUGAAGACACGGCCAUGGGAGCCUCUCUUCCGUGACCCAUGGUGGAUAUACACGACCUGCAACAUAUUCUGGGUGAUCAAGUCCCAAUACGACUUCAGCUUCACCGAGGUCGUCCGUCACAGCCCUCGGUUCGGAGUCAUGUUGGUAUCGAUGUGCAUCUCUAUCGUCUUCAUCGUCGUCGACGUCCUUAGCGUUCUCGGCGUGUUUCGAGGUGCUUUGCCAACGGGUCUCAAUCCGUUCUGGAAGAUAUCCUUCGUCUGCAAAUGUUUCUGCGAUGCCGUUAUUCUCGAUGACUUCAAGACGGCCCUGGAUAAAUUGCGCGACUACUGGCUCCUAAAGAACGGCGCAACAGACGUUAACAGCGAGCCUUCAAGCCGACACAACAAUACCCGACGACAUCGAAGCAACGGCGCUCGCCGCGCCUCUAACACGAUGAUCAUAGUCGAACCCGAGCCAGUGAAGAGUCGAAAUGGAGAGGGCGCCAGCUGGAACUGCACUCCGCCUCUCCCGUCGAACUUCCAUAACGCACGACGUAGCUAUCAACGAGGAUUUUCACACAGCGGCGACGGGAUAGUUUGA
Molecule: messenger RNA, 1008 nt
Organism: Nannizzia gypsea CBS 118893
Lineage: Eukaryota; Fungi; Ascomycota; Eurotiomycetes; Onygenales; Arthrodermataceae
Exons: 4
Coding region: 1-1008 (335 amino acids)
Source: RefSeq, a predicted model, not a curated record